Molecule: messenger RNA, 2072 nt
Organism: Nothobranchius furzeri (turquoise killifish)
Lineage: Eukaryota; Metazoa; Chordata; Actinopteri; Cyprinodontiformes; Nothobranchiidae
Product: low density lipoprotein receptor adapter protein 1
Source: RefSeq, a predicted model, not a curated record
GUUGUGAUUCAGUCACUUUCCGAGCCACCCACACUGAGAGCACAGACCUCCGUGAGUCAGUCCGUUCAUUAACUUCUCUCCGUCAUAUCUACGUCUGGUGUGCGUCUGAGGAGCUCUGCUUACACACGCGGGCAGGAGACGAGUGGAAGACAAAUUCGGCCGAGUUUGUUAAAUAAAAAUUUCUUUUGAAGGACAGAAAGUGGAGGCAGAUUUCGACUUUCCCCUGAAUGCGCUUUUCAAAUAUCGCAACGGUUCACCUGAAGCGGACUCCGGGACGUCGUUUGCAUGAAACUGUGGCCAGAUAAAAACGGCCACGCUCCGUUUGUCAGCCCUUCAGCUGAAAAGUCUUCCAAGCCCAGCUCCAAGGACGCCAUGGCUCUUGGAAGUUUCCACCUUAUGCAGACCCUCAAGAACUCUCCUGCCGCCUUCCGACGCCACUUCCGCCGCGACCGGACGGAGUUGCUGUCCCACGGCGACCCCCUGUUCAAAGUUCACUACCUGGGCACUGUGAAGAUCUUCUCCCUUGAUCGAGCGCAGGCUCAGGACGCCAUCGCGCAAAUGCUAGAGGGGAAUGCUAACCGGAAGAAGCUGAGCAAAGACCACGCGCUGGUGGUGCGGCCGAGGUACGUGGAGGUCAAGGAGCUGAGCACGGGGCGGCAGCUGACCAAAACGUACCUGCAGGACAUAGCGUACUGCGCUGCGGACGCCAACAGACCCAACGUGUUCCUGUACAUCUGCAAGCAUCAGGGACAGCAGCUGCAGUGUCGGGUGUUCUGGUGCAGCCGUGCAGAGCGGGCGCGGGACAUGACCGCCUGUCUGGCUGACUCCUUCCAGCGAGCGCUGAGCGACUGGCAGGAUGGCUCGGCCACGUUGACGCCCGGAGACGUGAAACGUGGAGAGGAGCCGUCCAGCUCUCCUUCCAAGAGCUCCACGCUGCCUGCUGGCUUCGGUAAAGGUCGCUGGAAGAGACAAGGUUCUGCAUCUCGAAGCCCCAUGAGAGCCAUCACCAGAAGAGGAUCAGCCUCUGACAGCUGAAGCUGAACUUCUGCACCAAAACAAGGCUCCACGUUGGCCUGCUGGCAGCUUCAAGAGGGAAGGAAGGAAGGGAGGGACUGAUCAUAAGAUGUCAGGAAGGGUGGAAGGGUUCAAACUGCCACGUCCAUAUCUGGGCGUGUUGUAACUGUGUGAGACGAUGUCAUAAUUGGCGAGUGAGUGAUGCCGGCGGAUGCACCGUCCUAUGUGGCAUCGAAUGAAUGAGUUGGAUGACGGACUCGACGUGGUCCUCGUCUCUUUGGGUUUGUUUCAGGCGACCAAAAUGUCGCCGAAAGCGGAGAAAACCUUGUGUUUUGUGUUUUUUUUUUUUACCUGUGACGAGUCAGAUUAACCCUGGCUUUUAUCGAAAGCUGGCACAUCAGAAGCGACCUCUACCACCUUUUAUUAAAUCCCCUCCUGCACAAACAACAACAGUCAUGAGUUAUUUGCAUUGACGUGCACAAGCUACCGUGGCUCCUGUGAACAGUGGGCACAUUGUGCUCCCAUGUGGCAUCUCUGUGAGGAAUGCACGGAUGUGCACCUGCAUUCCACGCCGGGGAAAUCUGAGACCAGGAAUCUUCCCAAAAGCCUUGAAAUCUCUUUUGUGUCCAGCCACAACAUUCCAGUUUGAGCAGCUUUGUCCUGAAACUCCAAAAUUAGUCAUUUUUUAACCUGACUGUUGGCCAAUAUGUGGCGCGUUGCAUAACGAGCCCUCAUGAUGGGGAUUUCUGCAGGGUUUACAAGUGUUGGAGGAUUAGUGCCACACUCCGAGGCUGCAAACGUCUCCUUUUUGUUUUCUGACAAUAUUUAAGCUACAAACUUUGCCUUUUUUUUUUAACUGAAAGUUUUUUUAUUGAGAUGCACCACGUUAUUUAGUAAAUUGUUUUUUUACAAUCCGUAUCUCGCAAAACGCCCAACUUUUUUCUAGAGAAGGGGUUAUAUGCCUGCUGUAGGAUGCAUUUUUAUCAGUGUUCUGUUUUUGUCUGUACAUAUUUAUCUAAAUGUGUAUUUUACGAGAUAUUAAAACUUUUAUACAAUGA